AUGGCAGCCGUCCUGCUCUGCAUAUGUGUGUUUUUGGUGUUUUCCGGACAGACUUUGGCUAAUUACGAGCCGACCUGGGAGUCCCUGGACGCCAGACCUCUGCCAGCCUGGUACGAUGAGGCAAAGUUCGGCAUCUUCAUCCACUGGGGCGUGUUCUCUGUGCCCAGCUUCGGCAGCGAGUGGUUCUGGAACUACUGGAACCAUCGAUACCCAGCGUACGUGGACUUCAUGCAGAGGAACUACCCUCCUGGUUUCACAUACCAGGACUUUGCUCCGCUCUUCACCGCAGAGUUCUUCGACCCCAACGUCUGGAGCGAAGUCCUGUCUGCGUCCGGAGCCAAGUAUGUGGUGCUGACGACCAAGCACCAUGAAGGCAAGCACUGA
Molecule: messenger RNA, 384 nt
Organism: Knipowitschia caucasica
Lineage: Eukaryota; Metazoa; Chordata; Actinopteri; Gobiiformes; Gobiidae
Source: the annotation of a GenBank genome assembly